Molecule: messenger RNA, 1485 nt
Organism: Daucus carota subsp. sativus
Lineage: Eukaryota; Viridiplantae; Streptophyta; Magnoliopsida; Apiales; Apiaceae
Product: double-stranded RNA-binding protein 1
Exons: 2
Coding region: 132-1235 (367 amino acids)
Biological process (GO): regulation of gene expression; RNA processing
Cellular component (GO): nucleus
Molecular function (GO): ribonuclease III activity; double-stranded RNA binding
Source: RefSeq, a predicted model, not a curated record
AUGAAGUUGCUUCAAAUAUUCUCCAUUAUAAGUGUGUCUGCUACUAACCUCUUUAGUGAUGGGAGUUUCGCUAUAUAUUGCUUUUACGCUAAAGAAUUGUUACAUGUAAAUGGCCAUAUAAUAUUUUUGUGAUGAUUUUCGUUCCUGCUUUGCUGUGGCUACUUCAAUAUUGGAUAGUUGGCCUCUUGUUGGUGUUUGUUAGGAGAAUGUGUACUUGUGUAUUGUGUAUAAGCAUGAUUGCUUUGAAGCUUGAUCUACCGUUAGUUCAUCAUAUGAGUAACACAUACAUUCCAGGUGUAUCCAGUUGCUAUGUUUUUAAGAGCCUGUUGCAAGAGUUCGCUCAGAAAGUAAAGCUUCCUAAUCCUACCUAUAACACAAUCAAGGAAGGCCCAUCUCAUGAGCCUUCAUUCAGAUCGACUGUGAUUGUGAAUGAUGUUACGUAUGAAUCUCUUCCUGGAUUUUUCAGUCGAAGGGAUGCUGAGCAGUCUGCUGCGGAAGUUGCUCUUAAAGCACUUUCUAAUUCUGGGACCAUGGGUGAAUGCAUUUCUCAACCAGUGCAUGAUACAGGUUUAUGCAAGAAUUUGCUGCAAGCAUAUGCACAGAAGAUGAGUUUUGCGAUUCCGUCAUACUUAUGCACGAAGGAUGAGAGAUCAUGCAAUUUUUCGUGUACUGUUAGUAUUGGUGGUAUCAAAUAUAUUGGUGGUGCAGCAAGAUCAAAAAAGGAAGCAGAACUCAAAGCUGCGAGAACUGCUUUAUUGGCUAUACAGUCUGAUCCUACAACGUCUAGUAUGGAGGUCAAUACAAGCUCUAGUACAUACACGGUUGUACCAGGCAAAAAGAAGGUGUCAGAUUCAGUUAUAAAGGCCCAGGAGACAGCAGCAGCACUAAAACCAAAGAAAGGCCGUUACAAGAAAAGGCAACGAAAGAGACAUUAUAGAGAUAGAAAUGACCAAAAUGCAAAUAAUAAUGUCAAUGUUAAUAUUGAUGACCAGGUAGCACCAGAUACAGUCAAUAGCGGUGUUAUAGUAGCUGAUACAAUAGAUACAGGAUUUACUCCGGAAGGAGAGAUCCACGAGAAAAUAUCAGAGUUCAGUGGGGGAGAUCAGUUGGUUGAUGGAAUAUCAAUCCAGUGCAGUGGUGGAGAUUUUUUAGAAAGUCAUGCAACAGCCCUUGAUUUUCACCAGAGUGUGCAUGGAGGUUCUAGUCUUGAACAUACAUCCAUGCCCACAUCUUAGAGAGUUUUAAUGGGUUACAUCAAACAUUUAUAUUAUGGGGGUCACAGAGUUGAGAUUGUAUCUGGAUUAGCAUAUUUCGUAGUAAUAUGAUAAAUUUGAUAGCUAUGAAGGCAGCUGUGAAGGCAGUGGGUCACUGGCUGGCUCACUGCUGUAGCUGUGUUUAUUAUCUUUUUCUUAUAUUGUUCAGACAAAAUUUUCUGGCAGAUUUAGCAAAUAGCAAGUGACCUUGUGGAAACGAAACUGGUUGGGA